UAUUGUUCUCAAAUAUAUUAAGUGUAUAAUCUAUGUGUAUUAUGUUGUGUUUUGGUUUAGGCUGUGCCAUGGCUGUGCAAACAAAAGUGGGAAUCGUAUUACCAAUUGAGCUUAAGUACUGAUUUAUAAUAUUUAACUUUAUUGCAACACUAAAAAUCGUUGUCUUAAUUAAUAUCGUUUAUUUAUUCGACACCAUUGAAUUUCCUUAGGUUAUGAUUACUGUGUAUAGCUUGUAAGUACUGUUGUGAUAAGAGCCAAGAGAAACGCCUUAUCAGCCAGAGCCGGUACCGAAGUGAGGACGUGUAAACUACAUUUUCUAUAACAAUUUAAAAUUUGAUUGCCUAAAAUUUGAAUAUGUCCGGAGAUAGUUCUAAUGUAAUCGAUCCGAAAAAAAUUGCCUUAAUAACUGGAAUAACUGGCCAGGAUGGUUCAUACUUAGCAGAAUUUCUCAUAGACAAAGGCUAUGAAGUUCACGGGAUCCUUCGUCGAUCCUCGUCAUUCAACACUGGCCGCAUCCAACACUUGUAUGGACAACCCGCGUGUCACACGGGUGGUAAAAUGCACCUACAUUACGGAGAUUUGAGUGACACGUCAUGUCUUAUUAGCAUCAUAGCAAAGACUCGGCCCAAAGAGAUAUACAAUCUAGGGGCCCAAUCUCAUGUAAAAGUAUCAUUUGAAUUAAGCGAAUACACAGCACAAGUAGACGCUCUUGGUACUUUGAGGCUCUUAGAAGCGGUCAGAGCUGCCGGCCUUGAAAAAGAUACUAAAAUAUACCAGGCUUCUACAUCCGAGCUCUAUGGAAAAGCUGUAGAAGUACCACAGAAUGAGAAAACUCCUUUUUAUCCUAGGUCCCCUUAUGCUUGCGCUAAACUGUACGCGUAUUGGAUAGUUGUGAACUACAGAGAGGCGUAUCAAAUGUUCGCCUGUAACGGACUACUGUUCAACCACGAGAGUCCACGGCGUGGCGAGAACUUCGUCACGAGGAAGAUAACGAGAGGUGUCGCCAAAAUUACCCUAGGCCUCAUGCCUUAUUUGGAGUUAGGGAACUUGGAUAGCAAAAGAGAUUGGGGGCACGCCAAGGAUUACGUCGAGGCUAUGUGGUUGAUGCUCCAACAAGACGAGCCCGAGGACUUCGUGGUGGCGACGGGGGAAACGCACAGCGUCCGCGAGUUCGUCGAGAAGUCGUUCGCGUGCGUGGGGCGCUGCGUGGCGUGGCGCGGCGCCGGCGUGCACGAGACCGGACACGACGCGCACACGGAACAACUACUCGUCAAAGUCAACCCUAAGUAUUUCCGCCCCACCGAAGUGGACUUAUUACUAGGCGAUCCAAGCAAGGCGAAACAGAAGUUAGGAUGGGCCCCCAAAGUUAGCUUCGACCAACUAGUCAAGGAUAUGGUAGAAGCGGAUCUAGAAUUGAUGAAAAAGACACCAGAAGCGUAGAAUCUAUUUAUUUGCGGAAACCAUUACAUUAUGUAGAUCUCUAUAUACUGCGGAGCGAGCUACGGCAAUAGUUGGCAUUUACGUCAGAUUAGAGUGACAGCGGCUGUCACUUUAAGAAUUUUUUAUCUGUGGCAGCGAGCUGGCCAUCUUGUAAAAACUACUUACUCAAACACGACAGAUAUUACAAAGCAUUAGGUUAAAUAUUUAAGAUUUUGUUACACUUUGCAGAGUAGUUGUGUACUUUAAAUUAUUGCCUGAUGACGCUGUUUAUCAUUUGUUUUAUUGCGUAAGUUUUUUUGAAAACUAUAUAAUUUUUUUAUUGUACUCAAGAUUUUCGCCGAACGCCCACUCCGAGAUCCAAGCGUGUUAAGCUGAAGCUCCCUAACACCUUAUGUAUAACUAAAACAUAAAUUAUGGCUUUGAUUGUACAACUCGACCAAGCUAAGUUUGCACCUCGCUGGAAUGCGGCGCCCCGCCCGCUUCCCCGCUCACCUUCCCGCAAUCGCCCCGUCGCGUCAGUACGGUUAGCAUCGUUGUCGCCGACACGCGUCAUACGAGUUUUCGUCUCCCUAUCCGUUGAAUUUUAAAUUUUUAACUGUUCUUGUUAGGUUUUUCUUGAACUGUUUUUACUGAACGCUUAACGUUAAUUUUUUUUUUCUUCGAGAGGAUUGUUGUGUGCAACAAAAAUGAAAGGAGAGGUCAUACACAGUGAAGGGAGAAACAUAAUCCUGAAAAGGAAACCUAAAGGAAAAUUAUUACUGAGCAAUUGGGAUACAAAUUUAAAAAGUGCAAGAACGCAUAGGUGGUCUUAAUACAAAAACCCGAUUUUUUCUUAUUGCCUUUGUAGGCAGACGAGCAUACGGCCCACCUGAUGGUGAGUGGUUACCGUCGCCCAUGGACUUCAGCAAUGCCAGGGGCAGAGCCAAGCCGCUGCCUACCGCUAAAUUAUCGCUAUAUCCUAAUGUACCUAUCUAUAAUAUAUUGUUAAAAACAAUAAAUGCAAAGUGAAAUCUAACAAACAUUUGUUAACAUUUUUAAAGUCAUAGCGAAUCCUUUUUUCAGACCGUACCUAAGCGGCAGUGUGACGUAAUCGAUGCGAGGUACAAACCUAGCUUGGUCGAGCUGUAUGUUUGUAUUUGUAUAUAUAUAUAAUGACAUAUUAAACUAAUUUUAAUAAUAUAAUGUUAUGUAAUUGAAUUCUGUAAUCCAUCGUGUAUGUAACAUAGCUAGUAAGAAUAAUGAAAUAAUACAGAAGUUUAAUACAGUGUGCUUAGUGCGAGUUUUUUAACGUUCUCGAUAGCGUAAAAGUUAACCCAAUUUUGUAUGCAGUUGGAACAGCGCCCCUAGCGGCAAACGUAGGCAAACGAUCCCGUUCCAUACAAAUAUAAGUUAACUUUUACGCUAUCGAGAACGUUAAAAAACUCGCACUAAGCACACACACAGGUCGAAUUUACGAAAGAAAUAAGUUUCAUUACAAUAGGUUGGUACGACUGAUCUUUGGAAUUAAAUGUUAUGUCUGUAAUUGAUUGAUAACAAAAAUAGUUUUUUUUUUGAAGUGAAAACUUCUUUAGAAUCGUUGUGAUUUCAAACCGGAUGCAACGGAAAAAACGACAGGUAAGAGACACAAAUACAAAAAUGUGUAGGAUGAAGCCAGCAAAGAAUGAGACAGAAAUAUACAUACUAUUUAAUACAGCGCCAUCUGUGAGAUUUUUUAAUACUAACGUGUGUAUGAAAGCUCUUGUAGUGAAUUUUAAUUCAGGAUUAUACGUGAAAUUAAAAUAUCAAUUCACAGAGGGCGCUACCUUACAAUUAUUUACUAAUGACAAAAUUUUACAUAUACUUAAGACGUUUAGGAUAAUUGUAUUUUAAUUUUGGAAGGUUUCACUUCUACCUCGUGUGAAUUGCACACAUGUAAUUUUUUUAGUUAUAAUGCCUCAUCAAAGUCACUAUUCUGUCGUCUGAUAUUGAUGACGUCACAAUUUCGUACAUAGACUACAUUCUCGUAUACACACAUAAACAAUUACAAAUGCGAUAUGGGUACACAGUUAAAAAACGCAUUUAAAUAUAAAUAGAAUGUAGAAAAUCUUAGUAUUAUAUUUUUUACAUUAUCUGAACGGUGAAACAUACAGUGAGUAAUGUAAAUUAAAUUUAAAUAAUCCUGUUUGUGUGUUGUUUUUUUUGUCUCAACUUAAAAUUGUAACUAUGUAGAUAAGACUGACUCGGUAGCAUUGGAAUUAGCGCCCCUGAUUGCUACACCGAGGGUCGUCGGUUCGAUUCUCAAAACGAGCAAACAUUCGUGUCAUGAACAAGUUUGUUUGCUCUCUGUGUGGGUGCUUAAUAUCUUUAAAGGUAUUUAUUUAUAUGUAGGUAUAUAAGUAUGUAUACUAGUGUAUACAUAAGUAUAUAUAUCAGACUGGUUCCCCUGGUACAGGGAAUCAUAGUUUGAGGCCGUGUGGCAGUUGGCUUCGAUUAAUAUUCAUUUAUUCUAUUUAUCCCUUUGACUGCCAUCUAAAUCAGCGGUGCCCUACGCGGCGCACUGAAGUAAUUCGACAUGAUUCCUAACGUUGCCUUCUUUUGUUUGUUAAUGUAUAUUUUAGUUUUUUAGGUCUCUUAGAAAUAGAUUCAUUCUCAGUAUCUUUCGGUUCGUCUUAAGUUAAAGAAGAAAAAAAAAGAGUUAAAAAUCUCUAAGCACACAGAUGCAAGUCAAGUCAUCCCAUUCAUCCAGACACAGCCCACUAAAUUUCUCGCUGGACAUUCUCAGUGGGUUGCGAUUCGGAUAGUUGUAGAUUUGGCGAAGUACUGACUCUUGCUAGGGCUAGUGUUAACAAAGUCACCAAGCUGAGCUACGUGAACUCGCUUACGCGUUGGAUAAGACUAGUAUAACCCCUUAAUAUUUAUUCGCAUAGAUAGCAAAAAAAAUCAAUUGUUAAAACAUCAGUGUGCUUAGUGCGAGUUUCUUAACGUUCAUUUUUUUUACUGCCUAGAUGUGUGGACGAGCUCACAGCCCACCUGGUGUUAAGUGGUUACUGGAGCCCAUAGACAUCUACAACGUAAAUGCGCCGCAUACCUUGAGUUAUAAGUUCUAAGGUCUCAAUAUAAUUAUAACGGCUGCCCCACCCUUCGAACCGAAACGCAUUACUAAAUAGGCGUGGCGAUAGUACCUACCCGUGCGGACUCACAAGUGGUCCUAGUACCUUCUCGAUAGUGUAAAAGUUAAGUCAAUUUUGUAUGCAGUUGGAACAGCGCCCCUAGCGGCAAACGUAGGCAAACGAUCCCAUUCCAUACAAAUAUGAGUUAACUUUUACGCUAUCGAGAACGUUAAAAACCUCUCACUAAGCCCUCAGAUAUCAGAAUGAUAAUGAAACGAAGAGUAAAAACUAAGUUUUUAUUCAUUUAAAAAUAAACAUUCAAUAAUACGAUACAAUGUGUAUAUUUGGUGUUCAGUGUGUAAAAUUAACAAAUAAAGUACAACCUCAAUACUUCGAUACUUAUUAUUUCAAUAUUAAAUGUUACUAUUAUAUUUUGUUGGAAUUUUCAAUAAAACUACGUCAUUAUCAACAAAA
Molecule: messenger RNA, 5003 nt
Organism: Bombyx mori (domestic silkworm)
Lineage: Eukaryota; Metazoa; Arthropoda; Insecta; Lepidoptera; Bombycidae
Gene: Gmd
Product: GDP-mannose 4,6 dehydratase
Exons: 6
Coding region: 355-1440 (361 amino acids)
Biological process (GO): GDP-mannose metabolic process
Cellular component (GO): cytoplasm
Molecular function (GO): GDP-mannose 4,6-dehydratase activity
Source: RefSeq, a predicted model, not a curated record